GCAGUGGAUUUCCCGGGGGUUUACCAACGGACGCUGGGCAGGACCCAGUUCCUGUAUAGCUUUUUCCUUGGCUAGACACAGGGAGGCACCUCUAGCCCGUGGGUUCUGGGUCUGGCCGAGUUAGAGCGGGGCUCGGCCCGGCUGGGGCUGGGGAAACCCUCCAGGCGGGGCUCCCACCUCGGGUCCGAGGCUAGGGACUGGAGGCCUCCCCGUAAAGGAGGCAGAGGGGCAGGGGAGGACCCGGCAGGCCCAGACCCCGCAGACCGGCCGAGAAGCCGCACCCUCCUGGCCCCAGCCGCCGGCAGGGCGGAGCCACGCGGCCGAAGCCCCGGCUGAGACGCGCGGCGCGGCGCGGCGCGGGCUCGCUGCUGAGACGUAUGGGGCUACCACUGGAGCGGCUGCGCCGCCCGCCCGGGUCAGCGUGGUGCGCAUGCGCGGACCCGGCGCCAUUUUGGUGGCCGGGCGCGGAGGUGAUUCUACACUGAGGGGGAACGCGACGGCAAGGGUGGCAGUGGCAGCGUUCGUGUGCUCGGGUCUGAAUCACUGAGGGAGGAGGCGGUGGAGAAAGAGGUGGCAGCGGUGGCGGUGGUCGUAGCGGUGGCGGAGGAGGCGGGUACGAAUCAGCUGCGGGCAGAGACAUGGCCAACAUCGCGGUGCAGCGAAUCAAGCGGGAGUUCAAGGAGGUGCUGAAGAGCGAGGAGACGAGCAAAAAUCAAAUUAAAGUAGAUCUUGUAGAUGAGAAUUUUACAGAAUUAAGAGGAGAAAUAGCAGGACCUCCAGACACACCGUAUGAAGGUGGAAGAUAUCAACUAGAGAUAAAAAUACCAGAAACAUAUCCAUUUAACCCCCCUAAGGUCCGGUUUAUCACUAAAAUAUGGCACCCUAAUAUUAGUUCCGUCACAGGGGCUAUUUGUUUGGAUAUCCUGAAAGAUCAAUGGGCAGCAGCAAUGACUCUGCGCACGGUAUUAUUGUCAUUGCAAGCCCUGUUGGCGGCUGCAGAACCAGAUGACCCUCAAGAUGCAGUAGUAGCGAAUCAGUACAAACAAAAUCCUGAAAUGUUCAAGCAGACAGCUCGACUUUGGGCACACGUGUAUGCUGGAGCACCAGUUUCUAGUCCAGAAUACACCAAAAAAAUAGAAAACCUCUGUGCUAUGGGUUUUGAUAGGAAUGCAGUAAUAGUGGCCUUGUCUUCAAAAUCAUGGGAUGUAGAGACUGCAACAGAACUGCUUCUGAGUAACUGAGGCACAGGAGCUGCUGCCAGCCACGCUCACUCGCUCGCCUCUUCUUGAGGAGCAUCAACACCUGUUAUUUUUAGGAUUCUGCAUAAAUUUCUUUUAAACUGGCAUUCUUGCCUAAUGAUGUUACUAGGCACCAUUGGAGACUGCAAAAAAAAAAAAAAUCCCUGCUCUGUAAAUAAAGCUAAUUAAACGUCUGUGUAAAUUUAAAAAGGGGAAAUACUUUAAUUUUUUUCUUAAUAGUGUAAAAAUUCUUUGAGCUAAGCUAAAACCAUGGGAAAACAUGCUCCUUUAGUGUUUAGCAGUGUAACAGACUCACGAGUUUGUCUCAGGGUUCUGUUGACUAACUAGGAUAACACUAGAGUGUCGGCCCUUCACAUUGUGGUGUAGAAUCACAGCUCUCUUAAGUUUGAACACAGAUCCUCUGUGCCUGUGAAUUUCCUUGCAUGCUUGUACUUGACUUCUUAGAAUGGGUAGCUGAAAAGACCACCCUUUUAAGCAUUAGGACAUUCUUGAAUUAUGAGAUUUAUCCUAAUUUAAAGAUGGUGACCUAAUCAGAGCUCUUUGGUCCCUUUGGACUGGUAGGGACACUUUUACUUUUCCCUGUCACCAUGCAGAGCAGAUUCUCAUGGUCAGUUUCUCUUGUGUCUGGUGGGAAUGUACUGGGGAGCAGUGGCCCUUGUUCUGCUGUUAGCUCAUAGGUGUGGAAGGUUUUGUCCAAGCUCUUCACUUUGUAAGUAGUAAUGUAAAAAGGGGCUGCCGAUUUUAUUUCUCUUACAAAAGGAGUAAAUACUUGAUGUUGCAGUAUUUCUAGAUUUAAUAAAAGGACACUGCGUAGUUUUUCAGUGAAUUUGACAUUAAUUUUUAAAAUGAUAAAGUCUUUGGAAACUUGAAGGGUGCGGCCCCUGUUCCUUCGCAGUCAGCCUGACUUGGGCAUGACGGUUUGCUUUGUGAGACUCCUGAGUUACUCUUCCUGCACUCCCCAUGCUGACACAUGAAAGCUGAAGUGUGCCACUGUACAUACCAGAUGCACAAGGAACAGGGGUGUAUUCUAAAUCUAGCUUUGUUUAUGAUGUUUCUGAUAAUGUGAGAAUUGAAACUCUACCUUCUCUUGUACAUAGACUUCCUUCCUGUCCUUAGCAACUGUCGCAUCUCAUUCUAUCUUCCAAAGCUUGACAGUUCCUAGUUUUGCAAACCCAAAUACUUCAUUUAACCAUCUUCACUGAGGUUUAAGUGAACUUAUGUAGACAGUUGUUGCAAAGGAGAUGCAAUUAAACAUUUUGAGGACCAAUGCAUAAAUUACAGAAAUGUAAUGGAAUCAGACUGAAUUAAAGUAAGGCUAUAUGUAUAUUGAAAGUCAUAUUCUAAAAGGUUUGUUUUCUUGAAGUGUUGUUUCAUUUUAUAGUCAUAAAGUGUUUCAAAAGUCCUUUUUGAACCUAUUAACUCAGCAUAACUUCAUUUGACUAUUAAUAAUCUUGAUACUACAAGCAAUAAACGAACCAUUAAUAUAUUAUAACAUUAAAGAUGUGAAGGUUCUUCCAGCAACUUGUAAGGCUUUCACACUUAACCGUGACUUAGGGUCACUGUCCUGCACACUAAACUCAAGCUGCUAUGUUCUUCUCCAUGUAUGCGGAUGCACACAUUUCCUGUUGCAGCUACAUCCUUUUAUUGCUAUAGGUUAUUUUAUAAAGAUGCCAAAGGAAACACGUUUUUCUUUAUUUAUUUUAAAUAGCUAAAACUUUGUACUUUUCUUUAUAUUCUCAGAUAAGAUUGAAAUGUGUGAAAUGAUGGACAGUUUACCUCCAUUGUUCAUUAGGAUUUUUUAAUGGAGGGUGGCUUGGUAACACUAAUAUGUAGAUAUUGAAAGGUAUAAAACACCUUAGAGUUUACUCUCUGCCUGUAUUGUCAGGGUAUAUUGUCUGGUUAGAGGUAGAUGAGAGAGCUCAGAGUCAGGCAGCACCUACUUUGUCAUGGUGGCAGCAGUUUUUGUUUUUUGUCUUGCAUAUCGGCUUCAGCCUGGCUCCACUGAACACUUACUGGAGAUGUCUAUAUAAUGUGGGUUCAUAGAUUUUACACGAUUAUGUCAUCCUUUCUUGUGAUCCUAGCACUUGGGUGUCAGAACCAUGAGCUCAAGACUGUUUGGGCUUCCUAAGAAAGACUGGGGUUUUCAUGCUCACUUAAUGUGAUAAUAUCCCUCCUGGGGUGUUUUCCUCACUGGUCUUGUUUGGCCACUUUCUAUUUUUCUUUUUACUUCCCAACUCGUAGGUUUAGUCCAUCAAAAAGAAGCUCAGGCUUUUAUCCUGGUUUUACAUACAUUUAGGAAAACUACUAAAAAUUUAGAUUUAAAAAAAGUACCCUGAUGGAAAUUAUUUUUCUAAUUCUGCAUUUGAUAAUUUAUCAUCUUAACAAGUCCUAAAAAGGUUCUGUUUUGGUCUAGGUGUGGUGGUGCUUUUACUCCCAGGCUCGUGAAAGAGAAAGGCAGGCCAAUUCUGUGAGACUCCUGUGGGAGGUGUAUGUCCAGUCUUAAGCCCCUGCUCCCGUAACUUUAGUGAAAUCCCAUUUAGAACAGGAAGAUUCCUUAGUACUCGCCGAUCCUCUGAUAGGCUUUUACAUAAUCCAGCUUUUUUUCCUGAGCCUAUGCCUGACUUUUAGUAUAAAACUUAUAGAGCAUGUUGGGAACUUUGAAUUCAAAAUACAUGUAAAUGUUUGGAAUCAAUUAUUUUGCCUUUGAGAAGUGUAACUAACCUAUCAUAUGAAUUAAAACAUGUUUUUGAAAUUUUUUUAUAUUUCUGAUUGUUGGUGGCAUUUAACACUAUGCAAAAAACUUAAGUAUCUGCAGAAAGGAACUGACAGUAGAUUUUGCUCAUGCUGCUGUGUUCUACAUUACUGGCUUGGCUGUUGGGCACGUUUAGAGAUGUGGAGAAUGGAGCCUGGUUGUGAGUGUAGGCUUCAUGCAGCUUUAAAAACCGCAGGAGAGGUAGAUGGAUGUUCUUACAGUCUAGUGUCGCAGCACCAGAAAUGAAGUUUUGGUGGGGUAAGGGUUAAAAUGAAUUUGGGACUCAAACAGUGGAGUCAGGUAUAUUGUAUAAAGAUGGAAUCAGUGUUUAGGUAGGAAAAAGGAAGAUGUCUGGUCAUAGUUAACUUUAUUUCAUGGACUUUGAUAAAAUAGUUCUGUAUUAAUUACUUUUUCUAGUUUCAAGGACUUGAUGUUUCAAGUUACAGUUUCAUCUUUCAGUACCUGUUUUAGAGUGUCUCCAUCGGCCUGGUGGUGUCACUGAGAAAUAGCCUUUUCUCAAGCAUGACUUCCAGUGUUGUGACAUACUUAUACAGAGUACAAACCGACAGCACGUGAGUGGUGGUGGUGGUAUCUCCCUUACCUAUCUCCUUACUGCUUUCUUGUACUGCUAGAAACUCUGGAGCCUGCAGUCAUCACUGGAGGGUGUCAUGAUUGUGUCACCUUUGGCAUGGUUAUUCCCACCACGCUGCUAUCUGUGAUCAGGUGUGGCACAAGUCGGUUUGAUUCUGAGGCAAGUGGAUGAAGUCAUUGCACUGUGCUUUUACCACUCAUGUCUGCUUACUGUCACCUACUUUUUACAGGCAUCAUAAUAAAAGCUAGACGAUUUCUUUGGGGGAAAAGAGACUUAUUUAAUGUAAUUUAAAGACUUUUCCAAUAGAAAAUGAAAUAUUAUUGAAAAUAUCUAUUUUUCAGCUUUCAGCAUUUGAUGGUGCUUUGUUGUGGUGUCUGCUGGAAGUUACUGCCAUUAUAGGGAUUUUCAUUAACCUCACUUUGAAAGAACUUUGCUUGUUAGCUUCUUUAGAUCUCUAAACAGUUUGUUAGUGAUGGUAAAUUCUGUAGGAGGGUCUAUUCUGAGCCAUUAACUUCUUGUAAGGGGAAAAUGGGCUGGUUACCAGAAACACCAUUGAAGCAGGGUGGGCUGUGGGUGGGGGGUUGGGUGUCUGUCUUGAGAAUUAAAAACUACGAAACACUUUUGUAUACAACUGAAUUUUUAAAAAUAAACACAUUUUUAAAGAUGUUGAAUUUUCCCCAUUAUUGGGAAUUCUUAAAAAUAAAUGCAUGCACAUUUCCC
Mastomys coucha (southern multimammate mouse) is the source of this 5323-nucleotide messenger RNA. RefSeq names its product ubiquitin conjugating enzyme E2 K (gene Ube2k). Gene Ontology annotation, cellular component: nucleus. Lineage: Eukaryota; Metazoa; Chordata; Mammalia; Rodentia; Muridae. Gene Ontology annotation, molecular function: protein binding; ubiquitin conjugating enzyme activity. The record is from RefSeq and is a predicted model, not a curated record. Gene Ontology annotation, biological process: proteasome-mediated ubiquitin-dependent protein catabolic process; protein polyubiquitination. The coding region runs from base 639 to 1241 and encodes 200 amino acids. The transcript is spliced from 7 exons.